CUUCUGAGACAAGCGCCAGGCUGCGGAGACAAGGCUCCGGGGUUUACCCCCGGGCUCCUCCUGCUCCCACGGUCGCUCAGGGUCUAAAAUGCAGUUCGGCUGCAUCUUAAGCUGGCUCUUUAGCGUGAGAGGGGCGAGCCCUCGGCCAGCUCGCCGGCGGGAGGGCCUCGGUCGUCCCAUCCGGGCUGCAGGCUCUGCAGAGCUAGUCUAUACUGUCAGGCGAGGAGGCCCGGCCGCUCCCCUUCCCCAGAGCCGCAUCUAGAUUGGGGUGGCUAGGACAUUUUAACGUGCUUCUGAGACAGUCACCACCGAAAGGCGCCUUUAGCGAUCAGGAAACCCGCGUAGACUUCAACCACCUGGCCUUUGCGGGCGCAGAAGGCCAGGCUUGGCCUUUCCCUGCGCGGGACGGGUGGCCGCAGCCCAGCAGCCCUGGCUUAGCUCUAGACCCGGCCCAGAGUGACAUCACCAACUCCACCGAUCGCGGGAAGGGGCCCCGAAAUCCCCUAAAAAUAAAAGUUGUUCCCCCUCAUCUUCCCGGCAGAGCCAGCCCAGGCCUCUGGCCCCUAUGUGGAGAUCAUUGAGCAGCCCAAGCAGCGGGGCAUGCGCUUCCGCUACAAGUGCGAGGGACGCUCCGCGGGCAGCAUCCCUGGCGAGAGGAGCACAGAUACCACCAAGACGCACCCCACCAUCAAGAUCAAUGGCUACACAGGGCCAGGGACAGUACGCAUCUCCCUGGUCACCAAGGACCCUCCUCACCGGCCUCACCCCCAUGAGCUUGUAGGAAAAGACUGCCGGGAUGGCUUCUACGAGGCUGAGCUCUGCCCGGACCGCUGCAUCCACAGUUUCCAGAACCUGGGAAUCCAGUGUGUGAAGAAGCGAGAUCUGGAGCAGGCUAUCAAUCAGCGCAUCCAGACCAACAACAACCCCUUCCAAGUUCCCAUAGAAGAGCAGCGUGGGGACUAUGACCUGAACGCUGUGCGGCUCUGCUUCCAGGUGACAGUGCGGGAUCCAUCAGGCAGGCCCCUCCGCCUGCUGCCUGUCCUCUCUCAUCCCAUCUUUGACAACCGUGCUCCCAACACUGCCGAGCUCAAGAUCUGCCGAGUGAACCGAAACUCUGGCAGCUGCCUCGGUGGGGAUGAGAUCUUCCUGCUGUGUGACAAGGUGCAGAAAGAGGACAUUGAGGUGUAUUUCACGGGGCCAGGCUGGGAGGCCCGAGGCUCCUUUUCACAAGCUGAUGUGCACCGCCAAGUGGCCAUUGUGUUCCGGACCCCUCCCUACGCAGACCCCAGUCUGCAGGCUCCUGUUCGUGUGUUCAUGCAGCUGCGGCGGCCUUCCGACCGGGAGCUCAGCGAGCCCAUGGAAUUCCAGUACCUGCCAGAUACAGAUGAUCGCCACCGGAUUGAGGAGAAACGCAAAAGGACAUAUGAGACCUUCAAGAGUAUCAUGAAGAAGAGUCCUUUCAAUGGACCCACUGACCCCCGGCCUCCACCCCGGCGCAUUGCUGUGCCUUCGCGCAGUUCAGCUUCCAUCCCCAAGCCAGCCCCUCAGCCCUAUCCCUUUUCGCCAUCCCUGAGCACCAUCAACUAUGAUGAGUUUCCCACCAUGGUGUUUCCUUCUGAGCAGAUAAGCCAGGCCUCAGCCUUGGCCCUAGCCCCUCCCCAAGUCCUGCCGCAAGCUCCAGCCCCAGCCCCUGCCCCUGCCCCUGCCCCUGCCCCACCCAUGGUACCAGCUCUGGCCCAGGCCCCAGCCCCUGGCCCAGUCCUAGCCCCAGGCCCUCCUCAUGCUAUGGCCCCACCUGCCCCCAAGCCCACGCAGGCUGGGGAAGGAACACUAUCAGAGGCCCUGCUGCAGCUGCAGUUUGAUGAUGAAGACCUGGGGGCCUUGCUUGGCAACAGCACAGAUCCAGCUGUGUUCACAGACCUGGCAUCCGUCGACAACUCGGAGUUUCAGCAGCUGAUGAACCAGAGCUUACCUGUGGCCCCACACACAGCUGAGCCCAUGCUGAUGGAGUACCCUGAGGCUAUAACUCGCCUAGUGACAGGGGCCCAGAGGCCCCCUGACCCAGCUCCUGCUCCACUGGGGGCCCCGGGGCUCCCUAACGGCCUCCUUUCGGGGGAUGAAGACUUCUCCUCCAUUGCGGACAUGGACUUCUCAGCCCUGCUGAGUCAGAUCAGCUCCUAAGGGGGUGACGCCUGCCCUUCCCAGAGCACUGGGUUGCAGGGGAUUCAAGCCCUCCCAAAGCACUUACGGAUUCUGGUGGGGUAUGCUCCAACUGCCCCAACUUUAGUGAUGUCUUCCUUGGAGGCAGGGGAGGCACAUUUGAUCUUUUUAUUGGCAAUAUCUGUCUCUCUCUCUUUGGAGGUGCUUAAGCAGAAGCAUUAACUUCUCUGGAAAGUGGGGAGCUGGGGGAACUCAAACUCUUCCCCUAUCCUAAUGGUCAGCUCCCUUCUCUAUAGGGAACUCUGGGGUCCCCCACCCCCCUCCUCCAGCUUCUAGUACUCUCCUAGAGAGAGGAGUAGGCUGGAGCUAAGGCCUUUGAGCCCACAAAGCCUUAUUACCAAGUGUAUUUCAUCAUGGAUUCAUUACAUCAUGAUUCAAAAUAACACCCCAGUUUCCAGUCCCUCUAUGGCACUGGCAUUGUCCCUGUGCCUAACACCAGCAUUUGAAGGGGCUGGCCUUCCUGCCCUAUAGGGGUCUCUGCCAGAUCUUUCCUUGCUCAAUCGUGGCCGAAGGAAACCAGUGGAACAGUGAUUGCUCUCUCUAGGAUCCAGAGGGGGUUGGGUCUGGGACUUCCCUGCUCCCCCUCUUCUCAUGUGCCUUAAUAGUAGGGCAAGUUGUUAAGAGAAUGAGGGAGAGCAGGCCGGCAGCUCUCCAGUCAGGAGGUAUAGUUUUGACUGAAGAAUCAAAGCACGUGGACUCUUGCUCUUUCUACUCUAAACUAAUAAAUCUUGCCAAGCUA
Callithrix jacchus (white-tufted-ear marmoset) is the source of this 2959-nucleotide messenger RNA. It is a transcript of the gene RELA, whose product is annotated as RELA proto-oncogene, NF-kB subunit. Gene Ontology annotation, biological process: inflammatory response; innate immune response; non-canonical NF-kappaB signal transduction. Lineage: Eukaryota; Metazoa; Chordata; Mammalia; Primates; Cebidae. The record is from RefSeq and is a predicted model, not a curated record. Gene Ontology annotation, cellular component: nucleus; cytoplasm; NF-kappaB p50/p65 complex. Gene Ontology annotation, molecular function: DNA-binding transcription factor activity, RNA polymerase II-specific; RNA polymerase II cis-regulatory region sequence-specific DNA binding.